Charadrius vociferus (killdeer) is the source of this 1164-nucleotide messenger RNA. RefSeq names its product ankyrin repeat and sterile alpha motif domain containing 4B (gene ANKS4B). The transcript is spliced from 2 exons. The record is from RefSeq and is a predicted model, not a curated record. Gene Ontology annotation, biological process: brush border assembly. Bases 1 to 1164 code for a protein of 387 amino acids. Lineage: Eukaryota; Metazoa; Chordata; Aves; Charadriiformes; Charadriidae. Gene Ontology annotation, molecular function: protein binding.
AUGAAUUCCAAUGAACGUAGGUCGAAGCCAGAGCCCACUUUGAGGUGUCAGCAGCGAAGCAGUCGGAGCUGCAGCCCCUCACCUGUGGACGGAGGUGAUCCGGACAAAUGUGACAUCUGGGGGAACACGCCUCUCCACCACGCUGCUUGCAACGGUCACAUCCACUGCGUUUCUUUUUUGAUCAACUUUGGUGCCAAUAUCUUUGCUCUGGACAAUGACCUCCGCACUCCCCUGGAGGUGGCCGCCAGCAGAGACCGCAAUGAAUGUGUCCGAAUCCUGGACAAAGCCGCCACUGAGCAGAACAUGCUGAAUCCAAAGAAGGUCUCCAAACUCAAAGCGCAGGCCCAGAGGAAUGUGGAGAAACAAAUCAAGGAAUGCGAGAAGCGCCAAGAGAAACACCAGCAUGAAAUGAACCGGAAUUAUAUGAAAGAAAAGGUUGGCACAGUAAAUUCUUCUCAAGGGACACACUCCAGAGCAAAGUUGCCUAGUCUCUUUGCUUCAAAUGCAACAAGUCCUUUCUCCAAAAAUCUGAAAGAUACCUUCAAACUUAAACCAAAAAAGACAGCUGACAGCACAAGAAGCCAGGAAACACAAAGCAAUGGCCAAGGGGAUGGUACGGGUAGGAGAACUGUGAUGCAUUUGUUUGAUGAGAAAGAGGAGGAUGAAUUAUUGAAUGACCUCGGAGAGAAAAACUUUUCUGACAAUGACAGUCAGCACUCCAUUUUUAAGCGUCCAGGUCUCGGCAAGAUUGUAUUUGGAAGGAAUUUGGCUGCGGAUGUGAAUCCUGGAACUAUGUCUUCUGAGACAGAAAGCAUAAGCUUUAAAAUGUCCAGCGAGCUCUUUCAGUAUGAAAAUGCUGAGAAUGGCAGGGAAGAUGAUGCUGAAAAUGCUGCUGAUAUCCCUUGGCAUGAAGAAGUUAUUUGGGAUGACGAGGAAGCAGAGAACACGCCCCUUGAGGUAUUUCUGGCAUCACAGAUGCUGGAUGAGUUUCUUCCAGUCUUCAUGAGGGAAAAAAUUGAUUUAGAUGCCCUGAUGCUAUGUUCUGAUGAAGAUCUACAGAGCAUUCAGAUGGAGCUCGGGCCAAGAAAGAAAGUCCUGAAUGCUGUGACUAAAAGAAAAGAAGCACUCAAGAACCCUGGAAAGACUGUAGAUACUCACUUAUAA